Molecule: messenger RNA, 8473 nt
Organism: Centropristis striata (black sea bass)
Lineage: Eukaryota; Metazoa; Chordata; Actinopteri; Perciformes; Serranidae
Product: zinc finger protein 516-like
Exons: 6
Coding region: 783-4097 (1104 amino acids)
Biological process (GO): regulation of DNA-templated transcription
Cellular component (GO): nucleus
Molecular function (GO): RNA polymerase II cis-regulatory region sequence-specific DNA binding; DNA-binding transcription factor activity, RNA polymerase II-specific
Source: RefSeq, a predicted model, not a curated record
ACCUGUACUGCUCUCUAACACAAGGAGAUAGGAAUUCGCCAGAGAUAAUAAUAAUUCCACACGAUAUUUGCAGAGUUGAACCACGGGUCGCUGUUGUCAGUCGCUGCACUGGAAAAUACAGUGUGUCUCCUCUUAUCUCUGCCGGAUCUGGACUCUUUAUAUGUGCUUAUGGAGAGCUGCACCGGUCCUUUUUUUGAGUGUGUUUGAGCUCAGCGGUGUUUUAACUGGUAUGCGGUGCAUUCGAUAGAGAUCUCACUGUUACAUGACCUGGAGGCAGCUAAAGUGCUUAAAAGGAAGAGGAGAAUGAAGAAAAGACAAUAGAAUGAAGACAGGAAGUGGGGUGGAAUAGCAACCUUGAUCAAAAGACACCUUGAGACUUCUGUCCAAUGACACAAUGAUGACCUGGAACUGAGAGAAAAUCGUCCCUUUAUUCAGACAAAGCUAGGACUAAGCUUAAAAAAAGAGUUUCCAUGUUACUACAUGUGUCUAAAUAAAUGACAAAGCCUUGUAUGGCCCCAGUGGCACGCAGAUAGUUUAGGCUACUGAUUCAUUGACAGCGUCAGAUGAAGAUGGAUAGAUGGUGUUGCAUCCAGUAAGUGAAGAGUGCUAAAUGAGCUGCUGUGUAAGCAGCUUGAUCUCUGAAUGAUUGAAGGCAGAUAGCAUUUUAAGUGACCAACAAAGGCACGCUACACAUCCCUAGAUGUGCAACUGCAGAUAGCAGUAGUUUCAGGUUUUAUUGAGCUUGUGAAAGGCCAGGUAGACAGGGUAAUUUAGUUCCUACAAUGAAUCCUCGAGACAGUGUGGAGGUGAUGGAGACCCAGGAGAAGCUGGCUGGAGAUCAGAUCAAACCUGGAAAGGAAGUUGACGGCGAGGAUGACAAAGUCCCCGGGGCAUUCGACUGCAAUGUGUGUGGACGCAGCUUCCCGUUCCUCAGCUCUUUGUCGCAGCAUAUGAGACGCCACACUGGUGCGCGCCCUUACAAAUGCCCCUACUGUGACCACAGGGCUUCUCAGAAGGGCAACCUCAAAGUUCACAUCCGCAGCCACAAACUGGGCACGCUCUCCAGCCACCACUCCAAUGAGGAUGAAGAGGGUGGAGCCGAGGAGGAGGAGAUGAGCGUGUCAGAGGGUCUCGAUGGAGGUACGAGUCCGACUAAGAGCAGCUCAGCUUGUAACCGGAUGAUCAAUGGGGAUAGUGGCGAGGAGAGUCGGAGGAAAGUGCCUGGGAGGAGCUUGAAGAGAGAGAAGCCUGUUAGCGACCAGAGGCCUUACUGUUGCCGUCUGUGUGGCUACGAAGCAUAUCGAGAAGACCAGCUCCUAAGCCAUAUUGAAAAGGUCCACAUCACAGUAGAAGCAGAGGAAGAGACAGCUGUUAAGGAAGAGGCUGUGCCUGAACCUGAUGUCGUCCAACCCCAGAACGAUGGGACCUUCCCCUGUGAGACCUGUGGCCAAGUCUUUACCCAGGCCUGGUUUCUGAAGUCACACAUGAAGAAACACGCAGGGAUCCUGGACCACUGCUGUCGUAUUUGCGGACGACGCUUCCGCGAAGCUUGGUUCCUCAAGUCGCACAUGAAAACACACAACACCAAAUCCAGGUCGCGGUCCAAAGCGGAUUCCACCGAGCUUCCGGCCACCAUCAACGACGUAGCUCAGGAUCCCGAAGUCAUCACUGGGUCUUUCCCAUCCAUCUAUCAGAUGUGUUCCAAAUGUGGAAACCUGUUUCACAACAGGGAGAGCCUGAGGGCCCAUGAAAGAAUCCACAGUCUCGGCUAUGGCAAGAAAUCACAGAGCCAAUGCAGACUCAGCGAUGAUGAGGACCCACCAGCUGCUAAGAGACGUUACCUUGACUACUUAAACCUCCAGCCUGUUGAGAAAAAGAUGGAUGAAAAGGAGGAGAGUGAGAAGAAGAUGCUGGGUCAAAGAAUCCCAGAGCUGGAUCCAGUCUGCAGCUACCAGGCCUGGCAAUUAGCUACUAAGGGACGGGUCGUUGAGCCAGUGGAGCUGAGUUACAAGGCUUCCUGUGGUGCAGGAAGUAUGGGGGAGGAAGCCUUCGCUGGAGCCGCUGUGGUUUUUGAGAAGGAGAGCAGCCGUUAUGUCCUGCAAGGUCAAGAGAGACGCAGCUCAGGACGGCGCAGCAGCUCUGGUUUGGGAAGCCAUACUUCUUCAGGGGACCGGACACCUGAGAGCCUCAGCGACUCCGAGUACCGGCCUUCAUCUCGCCAGGACAGACGGAGACCAUCUUCCUCCAAGUCCAACGAGUGCUUUGAGUGCGGGAAGGUGUUCCGCAAUCGUCACCAGAUGAUCGUCCACCAGCGCGUCCACAGUAAGGAUGGAGGCAGGGCGUCUGUGGGGGAGAAGGAAAGAAGUGCAAGAGACGACCGAUGGGGAUCCACCAGUGAUCCAGAGUCAGGUUCCCAGAGCCGGCCCAGCACCCCAGGCUAUGGAGACUCUCCACCAGCCUCCACCCUUGGAGACCAGGCCUCAGAGAUGGGUACCGCAAACUCUGGAGAGAUAGCAGAUGAGAAGCCUUACCUAUGCAGCCUUUGUGACUUUGUCAGCAGAGAGUUGCAGGCCUACUUGACUCACGUUCGUGUCCAACACCCGGCCGCCCCCGAAAACAGACCCAGCCCCAUUCCCAGCCCCAGCUCCAGCUCGGAUAGAGGAACCCCCAGUGGUUAUCCCAAGCUAAAGAAAGCUCUUCUUCAGGGGAUGAACAACUCCCCUCCUAGUUACCUUUCAGCUCGCUCCUCCCCGCUCGACCCCGGCAUGACCCCGGUGGAUCUAUGUGUGAGGGCUGAGGGCUACAGGGGCAUAGCCUCUCUAACCCAGGACAGGAAGAGCCUCCCAAGCCACAAGUGCUCCUUCUGCUCCCACUCCACCCGCUACCCCGAGGUGCUCUGGAUGCACCAGACUGUGGCUCACCGCAUCAACAGCAGUAGCUCCAAUCUUGCUCCUAAGUGGGCCCUGAAAAACAGCUCCAAGGUCUCCAGGGACAACUUAUUAUCCUCCAGGAGACGCACUGGUCCCCCGCCAGUCCUGGAGGGGAAGGAAUGCGCACCCCUUCCUCCACUGAUGCGUGCCCAACGCACUCGGCCUCCAACCAACUCCAGCGAGGUUCAAAAGAAGAGCAAGCCAGCGAGUCAGGCAGCCAUGCCAUCAUCAUCAUCUUCCUCUAGCCCCUCCUCCUCGUUCUCCAGGGGCUCCUCAUCCACCUCAGGCACCCAAGCUGGGAGAGUCCCCAUCCGACCAAGCAGCAGCAGCAGCAGCAACAGCAACAACAGCAGUGUCAGACACAUGGAGGACCAUCAGUCACGCUUCAAACCCAAAGUGGAUAUUUACCCUCGGGGAGGCUCAUCAUCUUCCUCCAGCUCCUUGGAGAAGAGCACUGGUGCCCUCUCACGCUCCUCGGCCCCAAGCCCCAGCUCUUCUACCGCGUCCCGGAUUACUGAUCGAUACUUGAUGCCUCAAGAGGGCCUCGGCUUCAUGCUGUCCAGCAAACACGGCCUAGCAGAGUACAGCCGAGCCAGGGGUUCCCCUCAUCAGCCGCUUCCCAACUCCCACAGCCAGAACCGGGCCAACUCUUCGAGGCCCAGCACCAUCACCCAUAGCUCUACAGCAGGACACAACUACGGAGCUUCCCAGGCUCAUGGAGGCACUCUGCUCAGUUCUUCCUCCUCCACCUCCUCCUCCUCCUCUUCUUCUUUGCCUUCAGAGGCCCGUGGAGAUGUGAAGCAGGAGCCAAUGGCAGAGACGCCGGAGACGCCAACUGACAUCCUCGGUUUCCUGAAAAACUACAACCCCCAUGAACUGGCUGCACUCUACCACCGCUGGGGUGCGGCAAAUGCACUGAUGGAUCCCACUGGGAUGCUGAGGUCUCUGAUGCGGCAGGGACAGUAUUUCUGCCAUGAGUGCGGGAAGAGUUUCAGUCAGCCCAGCCACCUGCGUACUCAUAUGAGAUCCCAUACAGUUGGGUUUGAUUUUAACGGACUCCACAGAGGUACUGACGCUCACACCACCGCUUCUGAAGCUCCCAAACAAGGGAGAGGCCAUUCUGCUGCCAGCUCUGCCCAUACCGAGCAUCUCAGAAAGGGAACCUAAAGACGCACGUCCAGAGUGUCCACCAUAUGCCUUUUGACAACAGCCAGUACCCAGACACAAGAAGCUUGUUUCUGAGCCAGGAGGAGCGAGGAGCACUGGCUGACAAACACCCACCAACGCCACAACAACAGUAGACCAUCUGAUAGACCAGGAUCUGGACUCUGGACCAAACUAGUCACACAACCCAAAUCACCAUUCCCAAAAAUCAGAGGAAAAGAAGUUGUCCUCUCCACCCACAAUCCUUUAAAGACCUUAGAAGAAUUUUCUACAAUGAAGACGCUUGUAGUUUUUGGAUUUUUUUUUUUUCAUUAAAUAAGAAGCUAGUUAAAGGUGUGCUAGGCAAUUUAAAAAUCACAAUGUGAGCUGCAGCAGAAAAGAGUGUCUUAUCUACUAAAGGAAAUCAUUUCCAGUGAAAUUCUGCAGUUAGAAAUUCAGGUGUCAGUUGUGAAAACACAGGGAAAAUUUUCUCCACGCAGAAGUAAUGAAGAGUAAUAUAUAAAGUUUCUAAUUAGCUGGACUCACCAAUGUCCAUCUUUUGCUUCUUGGUAGGCUUUGGCGGUAUCUAGUUUUUCAUGUCAUACCUUUCUGACAUUUCACCGGCGUAUACGGUAUAUGAUGAUAUUUGUAGUUUUGUUUAAACAAACAACCCACCCUCACACUGCAGCUGCCAUUGUUUCAGCUGGAAGUAUAGUGUAGUAUAAUUCUUACGCAUAUUUUGCUUAUUAAACAGAAAAAUACAACAGUAUAACUUAUGAAUGUAAGUUUCUGUACUUCACCUAACUAAGACUUGAUUAGUUGCAUUGUUAACUCAUCUAAAACGUACUUCACUCUAACUCAACAGGGACUUACCAUCAAGUAUCGUCUUUCCACUGUUCAAUCAAUGGUCAACUCUGGUUUGUAUGAAAUUAAUCUUUAUUUCACAGAGUAUAAUGUAAAAUAUACUGGCUCUACAUGGUGUUUUCCACCACUGCCGUUUUUUGCCGUGGCGGGGCUGCCAACUGAUCAACGCUGCAGCAGACUCGGAGGCAGUCCAAUAAAUUUGCUGAAUAAAAUGACAAAAAUUGCACAGAUACAGCUUUGUCCUUUAUCAAUGUGACUAAAACAGGGACAGAGGCUUUUUACUUUUUCUUACUUAAAUCUUAAGAGCCCUGCAAGUCGGCAUCUUUCUCAACUCUACCGCUACCUGUUCCACCUGUAGAACCUGUACACUACACAUCAACUAAAUACAGCACCUCUGUAUCAGCAUUUUUGUCUGGAUUUCCAAAUAUCCUGUUAAACCAUAGUACUGUGAUACCGCCUAAGCCUAUAUCUUGGUCUUCUUUAAUUUGAAGGUUGGCAAAAUUGAGCAGAUUGUGUGUAGUUUACAUCACCUUAAAGGAUUUCUGAAUAUAGAAGCCCUCAAAAUUUUAAGAGUUACCUCUUGCUGCCAUUUCGGAGGUACCAACAAGUGAAGUCGCCUUAUGCAGCUUUACAAGAAGAGCAAAGUUUUUACGAAAAGAAGCAGAAAUACUGAACUUGAAUGCAACUGCUAGCAUUUUAACCAAGGACUGUGGCAUUGCAUGGCUGCUGUAGUUGCUUCCUGUUACCCUUUCUACUUCUUUGUUUUUUUUAGCUUUAUUGUAUAAGAGUUUGUGCAUUCCUCAGGCCACCAAUCAUCAGAAAUGAGAUGAGAGAAAAAGAUGCUCUGCAAUUCAUCAACAGUCAAGUUUGUUUCCUCUGGGUUCAUGAAGAUGAAGACUUGCAUCUGUGUGUGUGUGUGUGUGUGUGUGUGUGUGUGUGCAUGCACAAGUGUGUUAAUCGCACUUCCCUCCACUCCAGAGUGUAAUGUUAGCAGUGCAGCGACCACUGAGGCUGUGUAGCUGAUGAUUGGAAGGAGAGAGAGAGGUAGGGUUAAGAGAGAGAGAGAACGCUAAUGGGGGUGUCUGCUUUAGUGCUCAUUAAAAAGAGUGUGCGUUUUAAUAGCCAAUAUAAAUGAGCGUACCAUUUUUAUGGUCAUUCAAUUAUUGUCCAUUUAAGAGGAAGGGACUGAGUGGAGGCAGUUUUCCGCCAUAACUCCAUCAUAUUAAGGAGUGUUUCCGACACUUCUGACUUUGAGUUAGACUGACUUCAUAACAGUGGUGAUGACAGGAAGAUGCUAGCUCGGCAGUGGAUUGCACAGAUAAAACUCUUACGUGUUCACUUGCAAAAGAGAAUUUGGAACUGCUAAUUUUAGCAAGCAAAGCUACAUCUCAAUUUCAUAUUGCUAAAGGGCAACAUUAACUUUUUGGCUUGUUGGUUUUUGUGUGAUGAAAGCUUUGGUACCAAAACCAAACCCAAUCUCUCUGGUAGAAUGCCUCUCAGCAGCACAGACUACCUUAGAACCAAUGCAACCAAGAUUAUUAACUCAAUAGGAAAGAAUUGAAAAAAAAAAAACCCUUCUUUGACCCAAAGUUAAGUUUAUUUUUUGACACCCUUCUAACCAUUUUCUGUUUCUUGUAAAAUGAUAAAAAGUUUAACAGGUUCAAGCUUGUAAAAAAUAACUAAUGAAACAAUUUCAGAAGGGGAAUUCAGAGAGAAAAGUAUUCCUUUUAAACUAGCCAGUGUGUUAAAAAGAUAACGGAUAUAAUUCAACAUGCUCGAUAUAAUAAAGCAGGCUCCUCCGGCAGAACAAACAACCAGAGAUUUAGGGCUGAUUUUGCUACCAAAACAUUUAAGCAGACUAAUGAGCCAAACUCCCAUACUGUCAGUCUAACUUCUUGAAUGGUGAUGUGAAGAUUAGCAUUCUGGGAGGAAAGAGUGUGGAGGUCAGAGAAAGAUGGAGAGAGAGCAGCCAGAGGUCAGGAGGUCAGGCUUCCAGAGAGUUCAGAUAUAAAUACAAAAGAUGAAGCCUAUUGAAUUGUAGAGCCGUCACAGCCUUAACACAGGUGUGUGUGAGUGUGCAUUUAUGUGUGUAUGUGCAUUCUUUGGUUGACUAACUUCUGUGUACUGCAAGAACUCCAGCCUCCAUCUAGAUGCUUUGUAUACUAGCCUACCUCCUUUGCAAUGAAAGUUUUUUAUUGGCUGGUAUGAAGCCGGGACUGUUCUUUGUGAGGAGGAGAUGUUCCCUUUGUGUCCUCUAGGCUUGGUUGUCUCCAUGAUUGACAUAGCCAUGUCUUGACAUGCUGGGGAAAAGAAAAUCAAGGCAGUUGAAAGCAGACUUACAGUGCGAGAAUGGAACUGUGGAGACGUUUUUGUAUGCAUAAACUCAAAAAUCAAACCAGUUAAAGAUUACGGAGCAUACAGAGUACUGUACUUCCCAACUAUUUUGAGACCUCAGACAUUUUUCCAUGAUGAUGAAAUAAAUGGUUGCUAUACCAGUGGGUCGUCGAGUUAUGCAUACAAAGUUGUGUGCUUGAAUAUGCCUAAUAAUACACCAAUGUGUAUACUGAAGGUGUGGGUAGUGAAAAUACUUGAAACGGAUACUCUAGCCUUCGAGGUAGUGUAGUACUAAUACCAAUGUUGUACAGAAUUCCCUUUAAGAUUAACUCCUCAGUUAUGAAUUUGUACUCCGAAGUGUGACUUAGAAAAACUAUGAAGCAGGAGUGAGUGUAUGUAAUAUAAAGUGUAUAUCUGUAAUCCACUUUUACCAAACCCUUAUAUACAGCGGUAGAAACCAAAUGGCAUUACUAGUGCACUUAGACUAGGUUACUGCUUUAACCGUUCUCAUUUUGUCCGAUUCUAGCUAAGGUUUCUUUGAGAAUGUCUUUUUAAUGGUGCCAGCUAACACAAUGUCAUUUCUGGUUUAGAUGCUUUUUGUUAGGAUUAUUCCAUAGAUUUUAAAUGACAAAUGAUUUGUUCUGUGACGGCUGUGUGGCGCAGCUUUUUAGCUUUGUUUCCUCAUUGAAAGUUUGAUAAUGCUAGGUGCAGCAGUGCUUAUUUUUUCAUAAAGAUGUAAGAGUGUGUUUUUAGUCUUUCUCUUUGCUAAACUGUAGGAUUUGUUCAGUAGCUAGUCAUGGCUGCCCUCCCAGAGGGGCUGGCAGGUGUUGUUCUUUUCUCUUUGGUUGGGUUUUUAUCAUGCCUCUUAAGUUGUAUUAUUUGUGUCCGUAUUGCUUUUUUUAAUUUGUUAUGAACUUUCAUGAUUAAUUUACCUUAGAAGACAUUAUUAUUCCAAAUGUAUUUGGUUGAUAUCUGUAUUUAUUAUCACUUCAAAAAGGAUUCGAGGACAGAGGCAGACAGGAGCGUUUGUUUUAAUUUGAUUUUUCUGGGUUGUUUUUGUUUUUAUACUGUGUAGUUUUCAUGCCAGCAAGCCGAUGUGAAAGCUCUACCUCGUCUGAGCCAUUCUCAGUUCUGUUACACUUUUGUACAUCAUUUCAAAAAGAUGUAAUGUCAUGUCCACAAUAAAGACACACAAAAUGGCA